AAGGUAGAUGAUCAGAUGGAGCAUAAUAGCUUCAGACAUUUGCAGCGACCGAAGUUCAUCGCUGACAAUUUCAACUCGCUAGACCAGGUCAUUUCUGCAUUGAGAGAAGCUGGUCUUGAGUCAUCGAACUUGAUCCUCGGUGUUGACUUCACGAAGAGUAACGAAUGGUCAGGCAGGUAUUCAUUUCACCGCAAAAGUCUCCACGCAGUUGGUAGUGUGACGAAUCCUUAUGAACAAGCGAUCUCAAUCAUCGGGCGUACUUUGUCGCCUUUCGAUGAAGAUAAUUUGAUACCUUGUUUCGGAUUUGGUGAUGUAUCAACACGUGAUGAAUACGUGUUCAGUAUUUAUCCUGAUCACCGCCCUUGUCGUGGUUUCGAAGAGGCACUUGCUCGAUACAGAGAAAUCAUUCCACACUUACAGUUGUCAGGUCCAACUUCAUUUGCACCAAUCAUUGAUGCUGCAAUUGACAUUGUAGAGAAAAGUAAUGGUCAAUAUCACGUCCUUGUUAUUAUUGCAGAUGGGCAGGUUACCAGGAAUCCUGGUAUUCCACGCGGGAGUUGUAGUCCUCAAGAACAAGCAACCUUGAAUUCCAUAGUUGCUGCCAGCUAUUAUCCUCUCUCAAUUGUUUUAGUUGGAGUCGGGGAUGGGCCAUGGGAUGCGAUGAAACAGUUUGAUGAUAACAUUCCACAUAGAGCAUUUGACAACUUCCAGGUACGUACUUUCUCAAAUAUACAUCCCUUAGUUUGCUUAGUAUCUUGA
Linum tenue is the source of this 759-nucleotide messenger RNA. The record is from the annotation of a GenBank genome assembly. Lineage: Eukaryota; Viridiplantae; Streptophyta; Magnoliopsida; Malpighiales; Linaceae.